Coniophora puteana RWD-64-598 SS2 is the source of this 959-nucleotide messenger RNA. RefSeq names its product protein serine threonine phosphatase 2C. Gene Ontology annotation, biological process: protein dephosphorylation. The record is from RefSeq and is a predicted model, not a curated record. The transcript is spliced from 4 exons. The annotation marks the transcript as partial. Lineage: Eukaryota; Fungi; Basidiomycota; Agaricomycetes; Boletales; Coniophoraceae. Gene Ontology annotation, molecular function: protein serine/threonine phosphatase activity.
AUGGUUUACAACACCGUCCUAAUUCCUGCAGCCACGUCUACCGAGAACUUGCAGGCCCUUGAGGAGGUGAAGGAUUUCUUCACUACUGAUCUCGGCCGCGGCGGCAAUGAGCGGUGGAUCUACCACAUUUUGCCUGAAGAGGUUCUGGAUUCGAAGCUCGUCGAGCUAGCAGACCCACAAACUCGGUCGAACAUCGACAUCAUUACUUUUCAGUCUUGCGAUGCUUAUGAGUCGCUCAAUCAAGACCGCUUUUCGGCCGAAGAUUGGGACCUACCCGGCGGCCGGUGGUCUUUUAACGCUAUCUACGAUGGACACUGCGGUCAUGAUACAGUCGAAUAUGUGCAAAGCAACUUCCCGUCCUUGGUGAAGGCCUCCUUGGAACGAUUGCUUCAGACAUCUGGACCUGGAUACCUAGUUGAUCCUUCACAAGUAUCGCGCGUUCUGUUCAAAGCAGUCCAGCAAGUAGACCAGUCGAUAGUUGAUGCGCUUUUUCGCCUGUUUCCUCAGUCUCAGCUGGAGCAGAUGUCCGAGGAUGAGGUGGAACAGCAUUUGCAUCAGCAUCAGUCAGAAUGGAGUGACUUGGCAGCUCGAUGUACCCAAGGCAGUACCGUCCUUGCGGCACUUUCUGAUCCGUCAAGGUGUCACUUGUGGGUAGUAAACCUUGGGGACUCGCAAGCAGUCCUGGGACUUCGGUCGCCCGAAGCUGACAAUGGGUGGUCAACGAAGGCGCUCAGUUCAUCGCACAAUGGAAAUAACCCAGAUGAGCGGCAACGUGUGGCCCAGGAGCACCCCGGAGAACCGCAUUGUCUAGCCGAUAACCGUUUGAUUGGAUAUCUCGCACCAACUAGAGCAAUUGGUGACACUUGGCUAAAGAUCCCAGCUAUAUAUACACAAAAACUAUUUUCCCGGCACUGUUCAGACUGGCUUUCGCUUCCCCGUUCUCAACUAUUUGCGUCUCG